AUGCAGUGAGGCCGGGCGGGCGGGCGGGAUCGCUGGGCUAGGGCCACGGCGGCGCUGCAGAGAUGUGACUCGGGCCGAGGGCCAGCGGGAGCGUCGGCGCUGCGGGGCCGCGGGGGUCGGAGCUGAGUGUGUGACCUUGGGCAAGUGUCCCAGCCUCCUCAAGACUGUUGUCACCGGUGUGAGAACUGGCUGUGUCGGGUCCCUGGCCGAGGCUGAGUCAUCGCAUCAGAGAGAAAGAUGAGAACCCACCAGGCGCUCGCCUUCCUCCUGCUCUUCGUGAUUGCCUCCGGGGCCUCUGAGAACGCCAGCACUUCCCGGGGCUGCGGACUGGACCUUCUCCCUCAGUACGUGUCCCUGUGCGACCUGGACACCAUCUGGGGCAUCGUGGUGGAGGCGGUGGCCGGGGCGGGCGCCCUGAUCACACUGCUCCUGAUGCUCAUCCUGCUGGUGCGGCUGCCGUUCAUCAAGGACAAGGAGAAAAAGGACCCUGUGGGCCUCCACUUCCUCUUCCUCCUGGGGACCCUGGGUCUCUUUGGGCUGACCUUUGCCUUCAUCAUCCGGGAGGACGAGACCAUCUGCUCGGUCCGCCGGUUCCUCUGGGGCGUCCUCUUCGCACUCUGCUUCUCCUGCCUGCUGAGCCAGGCAUGGCGAGUGAGGAGGCUGGUGCGCCACGGCAAGAGCCCCUCGGGCUGGCAGCUGGUGGGCAUGGCCCUGUGCCUGAUGCUGGUGCAGGUCAUCAUCGCCAUCGAGUGGCUGGUGCUGACCGUGCUUCGAGACGCGAAGCCGGCCUGUGCCUACGAGCCCAUGGACUUCGCGAUGGCCCUCAUCUACGACAUGGUACUGCUCGUGGCCACCCUGGCGCUGGCCUUUUUCUCGCUGUGUGGCAAGUUCAAGAAGUGGAAGCAGAAUGGAGUCUGCAUCUUGAUCACGGCCUUCCUCUCCGUGCUCAUCUGGGUGGCUUGGAUGACCAUGUACCUCUUCGGCAACGCCGAGCUACGCCAGGGAGAUGCCUGGGGUGACCCCACCUUGGCCAUCACGCUGGUGGCCAGUGGCUGGGUCUUUGUCAUCUUCCAUGCCAUCCCGGAGAUCCACUGCACCAUUCUGCCAGCCCCGCAGGAAAACACGCCCAACUACUUCGACACGUCACAGCCAAGGAUGCGGGAGACGGCAUUUGAGGAGGACGUGCAGCUGCCACGGACCUACAUGGAGAACAAAGCCUUCUCAAUGGAUGAACACAAUGCAGCUCUCCGAACUGCAGGAUUUCGCAAUGGCAGCUUGGGAAACAGACCCAGCGCUCCGUUCAGAAGCAACGUGUAUCAGCCAACUGAGAUGGCCGUUGUGCUCAACGGGGGGACUAUCCCAACUGCUCCGCCAAGUUACACUGGAAGACACCUCUGGUGAAAGACUUUAAGUUCCAGAGAAUAAGAGUCUCUCCUACCAAUUUUA
Molecule: messenger RNA, 1446 nt
Organism: Bubalus bubalis (water buffalo)
Lineage: Eukaryota; Metazoa; Chordata; Mammalia; Artiodactyla; Bovidae
Gene: GPRC5B
Product: G protein-coupled receptor class C group 5 member B
Exons: 5
Coding region: 238-1401 (387 amino acids)
Biological process (GO): G protein-coupled receptor signaling pathway
Cellular component (GO): intracellular membrane-bounded organelle; plasma membrane; extracellular exosome
Molecular function (GO): protein kinase binding; G protein-coupled receptor activity; protein kinase activator activity
Source: RefSeq, a predicted model, not a curated record